Messenger RNA from Symbiodinium natans, 2049 nucleotides. Lineage: Eukaryota; Dinophyceae; Suessiales; Symbiodiniaceae. The record is from the annotation of a GenBank genome assembly.
AUGCCGGAGCUCGUCGUCUUUCGUUCGGAAUGCUCUGCAUGCCGGGAUCUGACGUCCGUCACGAGAGCAACAUGUUUAGGCAGGACCUCACAGCAAGCGCUUCUGACAAGAGUCAGCGACAAGAGUCAGCGGUGGCUACGGGCUGCACAGGUGCUGGUUCGUCUGGAGCUCGCCCGUGUCGCAGCGGGUGCCAUUCAGUGCACCACCGCUUUGAGCGACUGCAGGAGAUGCCAGGAGUGGCAAUGGGGGCUCAGGCUAUGGGCGGAAGUCUCGGAAUUUGGCCGGCUCGACGAGGAGUUGGACGUGGUUGCGUACAACGCAGCCAUCAGCACCUGCGCUUUGGGCUCCCUCUGGCAACAAUCGGUGGCCUUGCUGGAAAAGAUUCAGCUCGAGAGGCUGCAAAGCAGCGUCGUGACAUACAGUACCGCCAUCAGCUCCUGUGAAAAAUCUUCGCAGUGGCUCCCAGCUCUGGAAGUGUUGUCCGAAGUCCGGCAGUCGCACAUAAAGCUCAACGCGAUUGCUUUCAGCGCGGCCAUCAGUGCCUGUGGCAGGGGGAGCCAGGGCCACUGGGUCCCCGAGUUGCUGAGAUCCAUGCAGCAGGUGGAGGUACGUGGGGAUGUGAUCACCUACAAUGCGGUCAUCACUGCGCAGGAGCAGCAGUCACAGUGGCUGCUGGCUCUUCAAGUGCUGUCCCAGCUGGCAGACUGGCAUCUUGAAGCUACCGUUGUCACCUAUGGCGCCGUACUCAGUGCUUGCGAAAAAGCCAGCGAAUGGCAAUCCGCUCUUCACCUGCUGUUGUCGGCUCGCGCUCAUCAGCCAGGAAACGUCAUCAUGCAGAACGCUGUUAUCAGCGCAUCUGAGAAGGCCGGUGAAUGGCAGUGGGCUUUGCACCUGCUGGUGGAGCUCGGCCAACUCUCCAUGGAGAGCACCGUGAUCUCCUACAGCUCCGUGAUCAGCUCCUUCGAGAAGGCAGCUCAGUGGCAGCACGGCCUCUUCGUACUGCAGGGUCUGGUAGAGAGGAAGAUGAAGGGCAACGAGAUCAGCUACAAUGCGGCCAUCAGCGCCUGCGAGAAGGGCCUCCGAUGGCGCUGGGCCCUCUGCACCUUCGCCGAGUUGCAUCAGGCAGAGCUGCAAUCCGAUCUCGUCACCCGCAAUGCUGUCAUCAGCGCCUUAGAGAAAGGUGCGCAGUGGCAGCGGUCAUUGGCCCUACUGGCCGACAUGUGGCUCCGGAAGUUGCCCUCCAACGUUGUCACUUGCAGUGCCACCAUCAGUGCUUGCCAAAAGGCUGUCCAGUGGGAGCGUGCUCUGUGCAUUUUGGCCACAUGCAGGGAGCAGCACGAGUGCAACGUCAUAGCAUACAACGCCACUUUGGCGGCUUGCGAGCAAGGUUCACAGUGGCAGCAUGGCUUGCUUCUGCUCAGCCUGCUGGGCCUGGAGCGCAUCGAGGAAGAUACCACCACUGUUGAAACAGCGAUGCGUUGCUGCGGACGAGCUGAACAGUGGGAGCGAGCUUUGAACUUGCUGGCGGAGCUUCCGACGCAGCGGGUGCAAACGACUCUGUUUGCCAUAAAUGCUGCGAUUGGUGCCUGCGAGAACGCUGCAGAGUGGCAGCAAGCUCUUCAUUUUUUGGUGCAGCUGGGAGAGGAGGCUCUACAGGGGGACGUGUACACGCACAGCGCCGUGAUCAGCGCGUGCGGCCAAGGGCAGCAGUGGCAGAGGGCUCUGUUGCUUUUGACACAGCUGCUCGAAGCAAAUCUCCAGGCAGAUCCGGUCACAUAUACUUCUUCCGUGAGUGCCUGUGCUUUGGGAGAACAGUGGGAAGCCGCUGCUCUGGUGCUUGAACACGCUCAUGCACAGCAACUGGAAGGGGACGUCAUCACCUAUGCGUUCCUGAUCGGUGCUUGUGAAGUCGGGAAGCAGUCGCGACACUUGUCGCAUUACUUGGGUACAAUCCCGCAAUUGGCAGUGUCGCCGCUUCAAAGAAAAUUUGCAACCGUCGGCCAAAAGAAGAAGAUCCUGCAAUUCCUGUUCUCAACUAACAGUAAGUAG